This is a messenger RNA of Hemibagrus wyckioides, 6226 nucleotides long. Its product is annotated as NACHT, LRR and PYD domains-containing protein 3-like. Gene Ontology annotation, molecular function: protein binding. Lineage: Eukaryota; Metazoa; Chordata; Actinopteri; Siluriformes; Bagridae. The transcript is spliced from 19 exons. The record is from RefSeq and is a predicted model, not a curated record. The coding region runs from base 2310 to 6098 and encodes 1262 amino acids.
UCUUACAGAGAAAAGGUCAGACUCACCAGAACCCAGCUGUGUCUCCAUGAAGAGUGACGUCUCGAUGGAUCCUCCAUUGCACUUUAGAGGCGGAGUCCCUCCUACUGAUCUGAGGGGUCUCCACAGUGAAUCAUCUCUCUCCACCUAUCCCUAUCUUCUGCAUCCUCAACACUUACACCCACUAGCUUCAUAUCUUCAUUUAUUACAUCUAUAUACCUCCUCUUUGGUCUUCCUCUUUUCCUCCUGCCUGGCAGCUCAAUGUCCAACAUUCUCCUACCAAUAUACUCACUCUCCCUCCUCUGGACAUGUCCAAACCAUCUUAAUCUGGCCACCCUAAUUUUGUCCCCCAAACGUCCAACAUGAGCUAUCUCUCUGAUGUACUCUUUCCUAAUCCUGUCCAACCUUGUCACUCCCAAAGAGAACCUCAACAUCUUCAGCUCUGCUACCUCCAGCUCUGACUCCUGUCUCUGUCUCAGUGACACUGUCUCCAAACCAUACAGCAUGGCUGGUCUCACCACUGUCUUGUACACCUUCCCCCAGACACCUUUCUCCACCCAUUCCAACCUGCCUGCACUCGCUUCUUUACCUCUUUCCCACACUCUCCAUUACUCUGGACUGUUGACCCCAAGUACUUAAACUCCUGUCCCUUCUUCACCUCUUCACCCUGUAAUCUUACUGUUCCACUUCCCUCCCUGUCAUUCACACACAUGUACUCAGUUUUACUACGACUGACUUUCAUUCCUCUUCUCUCCAGUGCAAACAUCCACCUCUCCAUGUUUUCCUCCACCUGCUCCCUGUUCUCACUACAGAUCACAAUGUCAUCUGCAAACAUCAUUGUCCAAAGAGACUCCUGUCUGACCUCCUCUGACAACUGGUCCAUCAGCAUAGCAAACAGGAAGGGGCUCAGAGCCGAUCCCUGAUGCAGUCCCACCUCCACUUUGAACUCCUCUGUCUGACCUACAGCACACCUCACCACUGUCCUGCUCCUCUCAUACAUGUCCUGCACCACUCUGACAUACUUCUCUGCUACUCCUGACUUCCUCAUACAGUACCACAGCUCUUCUCUUGGCACCCUGUCAUACGCUUUCUCCAAGUCUACAAACACACAGUGCAGCUCUCUCUGACCAUCCCUAUACUUCUCCAUCAACAUUCUCAGAGCAAAAAUUGCAUCUGUUGUGCUCUUUCUGGACAUGAAGCCAUACUGCUGCUCACAAAUUUCCACUACCUUCCUUAACCUAGCUUCCACUACUCUUUCCCAUAGCUUCAUUGUAUGGCUCAUCAACUUUAUCCCCCUAUAGUUGCUGCAACUCUGCACAUAACCCUUAUUCUUAAAGAUCGGCACUAAUACACUUCUUCUCCAUUCCUCAGGCAUCUUCUCACUCUCUAAAACCCUGUUAAACAGACUAGUUAAAAAUUCCACUGCUGCCUCUCCUAGACACUUCCAGACCUCCACCGGGAUGUCGUCAGGACCAACUGCCUUUCCAUUUUUCAUCCUCUUCAAAGCCUUCCUGACUUCAUCCUUUCUAAUCUUAUCUACUUCCUGUUCCACAGAGUUCACCCCUUCUACUCUUUUUUCCCUCUCAUUUUCCUCAUUCAUCAGCUCUUCAAAGUUCUCCUUCCAUCUCCUCUGUACACUCUCCUCACUUGUGAGCACCUUUCCAUCUCUAUCCUUAAUAACUCUAACUUGCCUCACAUCCUUCCCAUCUCGAUCCCUCUGCCUAGCUAACCUGUACAAGUCCUCCUCUCCUUUUCUAGUGUCUAACCUAGUGUACAACUCAUCAUACGCCUUCUGCUUGGCCUUAGACCCCUCCCUCUUCACUCUGUGCUGUAACUCCUUGUAUUCCUGUCUAUUCUCUUCAGUCCUGUCCAUGUCCCACUUCUUCUUGGCUAACCUCUUCCUCUGAAUACUAUCUUGAACUUCCUCAUUCCACCACCAAGUCUCCUUAUCUUCUUUCCUCCUUCCAGAUGACACACCCAGCACCUUUCUUCCUGUCUCCCUGAUCACUUCUGCUGUAGUUUCCCAGUCAUCUGGCAGCACUACCUGACCACCCAGAGCCUGCCUCAACUUCUGUCUAAAUUCCUUACAACAUUCCUCCUUUUUCAGCUUCCACCACUUGGUUUUCUUCUCCAUCUCUAUCUUUGACCUCUGCUUACAGACCAUCAGAUUCAUCCUACACACCACCAUCCUGUACUGUCUGGCUACACUCUCUCCCACUACCACUUUACAGUCACUAAUCUCUUUCAGAUUGCCUCUUCUACAUAGGAUGUAGUCUACCUGUGUGCUCCUACCUCCACUCUUGCUCUCCAACAUGGGAAAUAAACAGAGUCUCUCGACAGAAUCAAACAAAAAGUCAGGCAAAAGUCUUACAGAGAAAAGGUCAGACUCACCAGAACCCAGCUGUGUCUCCAUGAAGAGUGACGUCUCGAUGGAUCCUCCAUUGCACUUUAGAGGCGGAGUCCCUCCUACUGAUCUGAGGCUCUCCAACAUGGGAAAUAAACAGAGUCUCUCGACAGAAUCAAACAAAAAGUCAGGCAAAAGUCUUACAGAGAAAAGGUCAGACUCACCAGAACCCAGCUGUGUCUCCAUGAAGAGUGACGUCUCGAUGGAUCCUCCAUUGCACUUUAGAGGCGGAGUCCCUCCUACUGAUCUGAGAAUUCAAGAGAACAGAUCCAAAAUUACCAGAAUAGCACAAGCUCAUCAUCAGAUCACCACACUGCAGACUGAGCUGGACCUGACCUCUAAGUAUCAGCAAAAACUCAAAUCCAACCUGAGGGAAAAAUGUAAAAGAAUUAAUGAAGGAAUCUCACAGCAUGGAAUCUCCACACUUCUGAAUGAGAUCUACACAGAGCUCUAUAUCACAGAGGGUUGGAGUGAAGAUGUCAAUAAAGAACAUGAGGUGAGACAGAUUGAGACAGUGUCCAGGAGACCAGCAACACAGGAGACAACCAUCAACAGUAAUGAUCUCUUUAAGUACAAGUCCAUCAGAACUGUCCUGACUAAAGGAGUUGCUGGAAUUGGAAAAACAGUCUCUGUGCAAAAGUUCAUUCUGGACUGGACUGAAGGAAAAGAAAAUCAGGACAUCACCUUCAUGUUUCCACUUCCCUUUAGAGAGCUGAAUCUGAUGAAGAGGAAAAAUAUCAGUCUGAUGGAUCUUCUUCAUCACUUUUUCCCAGAAAUAAGAAAAUUAAAUUUAAUAAACUGUGAUGCCUACAAAGUCCUGUUCAUCUUUGAUGGUCUGGAUGAGUGUCGACUUCCUCUAAAUUUCCAGAAGAAUGAGAGAUUGUUUGAUGUGACAGAGUCAGCCUCAGUGGAUGUUCUGCUGACGAACCUCAUCAAGGGGAAUCUGCUUCCAUCUGCUCUCCUCUGGAUAACCUCUCGACCAGGAGCAGCCAAUCAGAUCCCUCCUGAGUGUGUAGACCAGCUAACAGAGAUACGAGGCUUCAGUGAUCCUCAGAAAGAGGAGUACUUCCGGAAGAAGAUCAGUGAUCAGAACCUGGCCAAUAAAAUCAUCACACAUGUGAAGUCUUCAAGAAGUCUCUACAUAAUGUGCCACAUCCCAGUCUUCUGCUGGAUCUCAGCCACUGUUCUAGAGAGAAUGUUGGGUGAAGCAGAGAGUGGAGAGAUCCCCAAGACUCUGACUCAAAUGUAUACACACUUCCUGAUCUUUCAGAUCAAACACAAGGACGAAAAGUACCAGCUGAUAUGUGACCCUGAUCCUCAGAAGAUCAGUGAGAGUAUUCUGGCGCUGGGAAAACUGGCUUUCCAUCAGCUGGAGAAAGGAAACCUGAUCUUCUAUGAGGAAGACCUGAGAGAGUGUGGCAUUGAUGUCAGAGACGUGUCAGUGUACUCAGGAGUGUGUACCCAGAUCUUCAGAGAGGAGUUUGGGCUUCACCUGGGGAAGGUCUUCAGCUUUGUACAUCUGAGUGUUCAGGAGUUUCUGGCUGCUUUAUACGCAUUUCUCCGCUUUAUCAGCAGAAAUGUAACAGAAGAACAAACCACUGGUCUGUCUGAUCUUUUCAACAAGUCAAACAUGUCUGAUUUCCUGAAGUGUACAGUGGACAAGGCCUUACAGAGUGAGAAUGGACAUCUGGACCUGUUCCUCCGCUUCCUUCUGGGUCUCUCACUGGAGUCCAAUCAGACUCUCUUAAAAGGCUUAAUGCUACAGACAGGAAGUAGCUCUCACAGCAAACAAGAAACAGUUGAGUACAUAAAGGAGAAGAUAAAGAAGAAUCCAUCUCCAGAGAAAUCCAUCAAUCUGUUCCACUGUCUGAAUGAACUGAAUGAUCGUUCUCUAGUGCAGGAAGUACAAAGGUAUGUGAACAAAAAAGGUUAUGGUCGUCUCAGUAGAACCAGACUCUCUCCUGCUCAGUGGUCAGCUCUGGUGUUUGUGUUACUGAACUCAGACAAGGAGCUGGAUGAGUUUAAUUUGAGGAAAUAUGAUCCAUCAGAUGAAUGUCUUCUGAGAUUGCUGCCAGUGGUCAAAGCCUCCAGAAAAGCUGAUCUGAGUAACUGUAACCUGAGAGAGGAAAGCUGUAGAGCUCUGUCCUCAGUUCUCAGCUCAAACUCCUCCAGACUGAGAGAACUGGACCUGAGUGACAAUAAACUGCAGGAUUCAGGAGUGAAGCUGCUCUCUGAUGGACUGAAGAAUCCACACUGUACACUGGAGAUACUGAGCCUGUGGAACUGUAACCUGACAGAGGAAAGCUGUAGAGCUCUGUCCUCAGUUCUCAGCUCAAACUCCUCCAGACUGAGAGAACUGAACCUGAGAGGAAAUAAACUGCAGGAUUCAGGAGUGAAGCUGCUCUCUGAUGGACUGAAGAAUCCACACUGUACACUGGAGAAACUGAACCUGUGGAACUGUGAGCUGACAGAGGAAAGUUGUAGAGCUCUGUCCUCAGUUCUCAGCUCAAACUCCUCCAGACUGAGAGAACUGGACCUGAGAGGAAAUGAACUGCAGGAUUCAGGAGUGAAGCUGCUCUCUGAUGGACUGAAGAAUCCACACUGUACACUGGAGAAACUGAGUCUGCGUUACUGUUCCCUGACAGAGGAAAGCUGUAGAUCUCUGUCCUCAGUUCUCAGCUCAAACUCCUCCAGACUGAGAGAACUGAACUUGAGUGGAAAUGAACUGCAGGAUUCAGGAGUGAAGCUGCUCUCUGAUGGACUGAAGAAUCCAAACUGUAUACUGGAGAUACUGGAUCUGCGUUGCUGUAACCUGACAGAGGAAAGCUGUAGAUCUCUGUCCUCAGUUCUCAGCUCAAACUCCUCCAGACUGAAGGAACUGGACCUGAGUUACAAUAAACUGCAGGAUUCAGGAGUGAAGCAGCUCUGUGGUGGGCUAAAGAAUCCGCAUUGCAAACUGGAAAAACUGAGUCUGAGUGGGUGUAACCUGACAGAGGAAAGCUGUACAGAUCUGUCCUCAGUUUUUAGCUCAAACUCCAUACUCAGAAACCUGGAGCUGAGUUACAAUAAACUGCUGCAGGAUUCAGGAGUAGAUCUGGAUUUUGAAGGACUGAAGUAUCCAAACCGUUCACUGAAGAAAAUGACUCAGCUUUACUUUCAUCUGCUUGAGGAAAGCUGUAGAGCUCUGUCCUCAGUUAUCAACGUAACCCACUCCAGAACCUCCAGACUGAAAGAACUGGAGCUGAGUGACAAUAACCUUCAGGAUUUAGGUGUGAAGCUGCUCUCUGAUGGACUGAAGAAUCCACACUGUACACUGGAGAUACUGCGUCUGCGUUACUGUAACCUUACAAAAGAAAGCUGUAGAUCUCUGUCCUCAGUUCUCAGCUCAAACUCCUCCAGACUGAGAGAACUGGACCUGAGUGGAAAUGGACUGCAGGAUUCAGGAGUGAAGCUGCUCUCUGAUGGACUGAAGCAUCUACACUGUACACUGGAGAAACUGGAGAUGUGUUACUGCAGUAUUACAGAUGAAGGUUGUGUUGCUCUGGCUUCAGCUCUGAGAUCAAACUCCUCAUCAUACCUGAGAGAAUUGAAUCUGAAAAAUAAUAGAACAGGGGAAUCAGGAGAGAAGCUACUCAGAGAUCUAGUGAAGAAUCCACACUGUAAACUGGAAAAACUACAGUCGCCAUCAAAGUGUUGACCAAAGAUCCUGAUGAUAUACUCAUCCCCAUCCCCGGAGAGAUGCUCAAGCUCCCUCUAGAGGUGGUGUUAAUGAAGAUGGUGUCCAAGCCAGAAUGUAAGAACAUGGUGGAGCUGCUGGAAUGGUUC